Molecule: messenger RNA, 2038 nt
Organism: Brassica napus (rape)
Lineage: Eukaryota; Viridiplantae; Streptophyta; Magnoliopsida; Brassicales; Brassicaceae
Product: F-box/FBD/LRR-repeat protein At5g18770-like
Exons: 4
Coding region: 154-1599 (481 amino acids)
Molecular function (GO): protein binding
Source: RefSeq, a predicted model, not a curated record
AAUAUCUUUUUUGCCGAGGGAAAGAAAAAUAGACAGAAGAAACCAAUGAGCUUCUUCUGAAAGAACAAAAAGACUGACGGCAACGUUUAGGAACCCUAAAAUUUCAGGGAAGACGAUUACUACUCGAAUCAAAUCAAGAGAGAGCUAGCGUCAAUGGAGAAGCUCUUCUAUAAGUCCCAACGGCGGUUGGGUGCCUAUUCUAGUUCUUCAGUUCGAGAGGGAGGAAAAGACUUGAUAAGCUCAUUACCUGAACCGUUGUUAGUUCACAUACUCAGCUUUCUCACCACUGAACAUGCGGUUUGGACAAGUGUUUUGUCUUCUGGAUGGAGACAUCUCUGGAAAUGGGUUCCUCGGUUAGAACUAGACAGCUUUGAUUUCACUAAUGACAAGGUCUGUGUUGAUUUCAUCCACAAGUUUCUUGCUUUCCAAGGCAAGUCCUACUUGCGUGAGUUCAAGUUAACCAUUGACCACGAUGAAUUUGAUCGUGACAGUGAGGUUUCACUUUACGAGCCGUGUCUCGGCAGAGUGGAUAUGCGGAAGCUCGAACGUUUCCAAGUCCAGAAUCGGUUUGGACGUGGUGCCUUUGAUGACUUCCGGACACGCCUAACCCUUUCUGCGUGCGAAGCAUUGGUCUGCUUGAAGCUACAUUUCGUUAGUCUGAACGAGUUCGAGUCUCUUUCCUUGCCCUGUCUCAAGAUCAUGUUCUUGGAGGACGUUGUUCUGCCUAGCGACGCGGCUGCUGAGGCUCUGAUCUCCUCCUCUCCGGUGCUAGAAGUCUUGAAGAUAUGCCUCAGUAGAGAUGAUUUUGUGGUGGCUUUACGUGUCUGCUCACCGUCGCUUAAGAGCUUCACUCUAAAACGAGUGGAACCUAUUUAUCCUCAUGGACAUUCUGUUUUGAUUGAUGCCCCGAAACUCGAGUAUCUGAGUCUCGUGGAUUACUACCAUUUCAGAAGCUUUGAGAUAAUCAGUAAGGCUGAGUCUUUCAAGGUUGAUGUGGAUGUUGAGUUUGAGCUGCUGACUGAUUACUUGGCUGAAAAGAAGAUCGUCUACAAUCUUCUCGACAACUUUUCAGGUGUUAAAGAUAUGACCAUGUCAUGGAAAACUCUGCAGUUUAUAUAUAGUUCCCAUGAGACAAACCCACUCCCCAAAUUUCAUGGCUUGACUCGUCUGUGUGCCACUAUGCGCUUAAACGCAUCCCCUGAACUAUUGCCAGUCGUUCUUGAGAGCUGCCCCAAUCUGAAACACUUGACAUUGGAAUUGUUUUUUGAUUAUCCAAUCAGAUGGCUGUCUGAAUUCUCCACUCUGCUGCCUCGUUGUUUGGUGUCGUCUCUUGAAUCUGUUGAAAUGGAAAGCCCGGUCACCGAGGUGGCUACUGAACUGGAUUUGGCUAGAUACUUUAUGAAGAACUCCACUACACUCAAGAAGCUCGUGCUACGUUUGGAUCAGUCGAGUGGAGAACAACACAAGCCUGGUGUCUUGGAACAACUCAAGAAAUAUUCAAGGCGCUUUGGUUCGUCUCAGUUCGAAGUUCUUCCAGUGGUUCUAACUCCGAAUCCAUUGCCUCCGGGGUAUGUUUAUGUAAAAUCCGAUAGUUUCUAAAGCUGGCGUUAACAGAAACUAGUUGGCUCACCCUUUAGCUUGAGUCCCAUGGCUUCCCUUUAUGGCUUAAGUCUCCAUUUAGUUUGGUUGAAUGCUUUUGAGUCUCUUUAUUAAACUUUGUCUCAAGAUUUUGCUAGAAAAAAAUAUUUUUUCUUUCAAUAGUAAAAUUUGAUUUUAUAGUUUUGGUGAAAAACUCAAUUUUCAGUUUUUAAUAGAAAAAAUUGGUUUUAUGAUAUUAGUGGAGAAGACUUUUUCGGUUUCAAUAUAAAAUGUAAGUUCUAGAUUUUUUUGGUUUUGGAAGAAAAUUUCAAUUUUAUAAUUUUAGCAGAAAUGUAAUUUAUAAUUUUGUGAUGGAAAACAUGAUUUUGGCGGUGGCCGAAAAGUUUGUUUUUAUAAUUUUAACAAAAACUCACGAUUUUAGUGAUCUGUUUUCGUUCUA